Aplosporella prunicola CBS 121167 is the source of this 1524-nucleotide messenger RNA. RefSeq lists its product as uncharacterized. Lineage: Eukaryota; Fungi; Ascomycota; Dothideomycetes; Botryosphaeriales; Aplosporellaceae. Gene Ontology annotation, cellular component: membrane. The transcript is spliced from 3 exons. Gene Ontology annotation, biological process: carbohydrate transport; transmembrane transport. Gene Ontology annotation, molecular function: carbohydrate:proton symporter activity. The record is from RefSeq and is a predicted model, not a curated record. Bases 1 to 1524 code for a protein of 507 amino acids.
AUGAGUAUACCGCUCUACAUUAAGGUAUCCAUCCUGGUAGCAUUUGGCGGAAUGCUUUUCGGUUUAGACACCGGGACGAUAGGCCCAGUGACUUCCAUGGCUUCAUUCAAGUCAUCCUUCGGAUCCCUCUCCCCAACUCUCCAUGGUGUUGUUGUUUCUUCCAUUCUGAUCCCUGCGGCACUUUCGUCCUUGAUUACAGGGAACGUUGCAGACCUCUAUGGACGUCCACGUACAAUCAUGGUUGGCGCCACCAUCUUUGGCAUUGGAGCAGCCAUCGAAGCAGCAGCAAAUAGUCUUGGAGCUUUCAUCGCUGGACGCGUUAUAACAGGCCUCGGCGAAGGCCUCUUUUUGAGUGUCCUGACCGUAUACGUCUGUGAAAUAUCCCCAGCAAAACAAAGAGGCGCUUUGGCAUCCUUGAUCCAGAUGCUUGUCACAAUCGGCGUCGCUACCGGCUAUUUCGUAUCGUAUGGGACCUCAAGGAUAAACUCGUCGGCUUCAUGGCGGGUUCCUUUGGCACUACAGUCCUUCAUAUCACUCUCCUUUGCCGUCUCUUGUUCACUGGUUCCUCCGUCUCCACGUUGGUUGCUCUCACAGGGUAGAGCUAAAGAAGCUGCCUUAACUUUGUCUCGCCUCGGAAUUUCGCCAACAGAGCACGAAGAUAUCGUUCAGGUUCAAGGAAUUGACUUGGACUUUCCGCCUUCCAAAGCAAGCUUGUUCCACAGUAUCCGCGCGACGUUCAAAGAUCUUCAGAAGGUAUUUGCAAAGAACGCCCGCAAAAGGACAGCCCUCGGAUGCUUCAUGAUGGCCAUGCAACAAUUCAGCGGGAUCGACGGAAUACUUUUCUAUGCACCACUCCUGUUUGCACAGGCUGGACUUCCUGGAGAACAAGCGACAUUUCUAGCGUCUGGUGUGUCAGCCCUUGUCAUACUGGUCGUCACAGUCCCAGCAUCUCUCCUCACAGACCGACGAGGAAGACGGUCGUCAACGAUCUUUGGAGGCCUUGGACUCAUGGCUUGUAUGGUUUUGAUUGGCUCACUUUACGCCUCGAACAGUGUCCAUGUCAAUCACGGAGCUGCUCGAUGGAUGGUAAUCGUAACGAUCUAUAUUUUCGCCGUCAUAUUCAGUAUAUCAUGGGCCAUCGACAUCAAAAUCUACUCUAGCGAAAUUCAACCGGCAGCCACGAGAGCAAGUGCAACGAGCCUCGCUCAUAGUGCAAAUUGGCUUGCUAAUUUCGUCGUGGCCUUGACGACACCCAUAUUCCUCGACAAGUCAUCCUAUGGUGUUUACUACUUCUUUGGAGCCUGCACUCUUCUCACUGUUAUUAUCUGCAUCUUUGCAAUGCCGGAAACAAGAGGCAACACCUUGGAGACUAUCGAUGCCUCAUUCCAAAAUCAUUCCUGGCUCGGAAAUAAGAGUUUCCUGUCUCGAGCGCUCCGGCCUAAAACUUCGGGAAUUGAGGCAAACACGACGGAACUACAGCCUGUUUCUCGUAGGCACCUCCCUACCACUAGCAUCGUGCAGUGA